Molecule: messenger RNA, 6960 nt
Organism: Cucurbita pepo subsp. pepo (vegetable marrow)
Lineage: Eukaryota; Viridiplantae; Streptophyta; Magnoliopsida; Cucurbitales; Cucurbitaceae
Source: RefSeq, a predicted model, not a curated record
CACUUGAAAAAAAAAAAAAAAUAAAAAAAAUAGAUAGAUCCAUUUUUAUAAAUUUUAAAGUAAAGGGACAAUAAAAGUUGAAGGACCGACACUAAAUUGAAAGUGUAGAGAUUUAUAAGACACUUUUAAAAAUUUAAUGACACAAUUGUUUAGGUAUUAAACUUAUAAUUUAAUCUAGUUAGGAUACUAACAAAUUCAAUCAGCUCACAAUAUAUUAAACUUUUAAAAGGAGCGUAAGACAUCACAAGUCGAAAACUAAGCUUCAAGUUCAAUAAAAUCACUACCCUUUCAAUCACCAGAAAACUUCUGUCCCCCUCCAAAGUCAUCGUCUUAUGGACCACAUGCAUAUUGUUAACCAAAAAUAAUAAUAAGAACAAGAAAUUUUUGUUUGAUGGAUAGAUACCAAAAUUAAACUUUGAUCAUAAUAAAAGAUUUAUUUAGAAAAGACAUGGAUUGAAAUACCUAACAUUAAGGUCUGCUCAAUUUAAUUAAGAUAUAGGUUAUAUUUUUAUGUAGUAAAAAUAUAGGAUAUUUGAAAAUGUACCUUCAAAGGUAGUACAAUGAGAUGGACUUGAGAUAAAGCCUAGUACAACCUUUGGAAUAUUGGUGUUGAUAAUAAUAAUAUUAACCUUUUUUGUUCGAAUUCCAUUCACUUUAUACGGAUUCUCAACUUUUAAAUCAAACUUUUCUUCCUUUGAUGCUGCCUGUUGUAUAUUAUCCAAACUUUGAAUUUUUAUUUGGUUUAUCAUUUUAGAAAUAGCUGACCUUCUAAAUUCUUUAAAAUACCUUAACAAAAUGUAUAUUAACAAUAAUUUGAUAUUACUCUAUUUAGAUAAAAACUUUAAAAUUUUGUUUUUAGUUUCUAGAGGUAUUUAUAUGAUCUAUAUGAUCUGAAAAAUAUAUUAGUUCGAACUAUCCAACUUAAACUAUAAAAAAAUAAGUUAAAGUUAAUCUUUUUUAUUUGGAUUGGGUUCAUUUUUUGAAAAAUAGGAAAAUUAGCAUUUUGUAUUGUUGGGUCAACUCGAAAAUAGGAUUAUAACCUAAACCUGCCCUACUUAUAAAAUUAUUAUGAAAAUUAGAAAUAUUUGAUGUUUGUAAUUAAUAUCAUGUAUUGUGACUAGUAAAUAUUUUAAGUAUAUAAAAUUUUAGUUAUUAAUAUAACUUGUAUUAUAGAUAAGGACGAUUCUUUUUUAAUAAUUAAAAAAAAAAAAAAAAAAACUUACAAUCUAACUUAACCCAACAAUCUUACCAUCUAACUUAACCCAAGAGGAUUAGGUUAGGUUUGGUUAUGAACUUAAGUUCUCUAGUCACAUAUCCAUCCAACCAAAAAUUCCCGCUUAGUUUAAAAGAUCUAUGCAACCCAACCCAUAUAUAUUCCUAUUAACUUCACCUAACAAAAUAUCUUGAACUAACGGAGAUGUUAUCCCUUAUCUUUGUAUCAUGAUUGAUAUAUAUAUAUAUAUAUAUAUAGAUUUGAGGAGAUAGCUAAGAAUAUAUAUUAAUAUCUAAUUAUAGUUUCAACAUCAUCUUGAUAAAGCAUAAAUAAUUAUUGGGUAUUGGGUUGUGAAACUUUUAUAGUUGAAGUUUGAUGGAUUGAUUUAAUAUUAGGUUUUAAAAGCAUGAAAAUAAAUGCAUAAAGCUGGUACGAACUUAGGAAUGCAUACAUAUAAUUACAAUACAGAAAAAGUUGAGUAACAAUAAAGAAUAAAAGUAGUGGGAAGUUAUUAUAAGCCUUUUUGAUAAAUAAAAAAAAAACACAUUACUUUAAAGAGCAGGAACAUUAAAUAAUUAAAGGUGUUGGUGGUGGUGGGGUGAGGUAGGGGAAUAGCAAAUUGCAGUUAGACAGAUAGAGCAUUUAAAGGGGCGGUGGAGUAGAAUGAAGCCAGGGCCCACUAGAGCAAAUAGUAAUAAUAAUAGUUAUUAACAACCAAGGAGUAAAAAUUUUCACAUUUUACCCUUUCUAUUUGUAUAACCCAACUGAUUACCUCCUAUGGACCAAAUUUCUGGCAACUAUAUAUUAUGUGUAUAUUACUUUUUACCAUAAUAUUUGACGUUUUCUUCUGAUAUUGUAGAUCCAAUCAUGAUUUGUUUUAAUAUAUUUUUUUAUUUUUCAUUUAUAUAAAUCAAGAAAUAAACCCAACAAUUUUGUCAAUAUACCUCAUAUUUGAAUUUUUAUUUCUAGGUCUUAAAACUUUUUAUUCAGGAUGAAUUUACCUUUGAGUUGUUGGGUUGAAUUUUUGAUAAAUGGAAAAUUUAGAUGAGUUUGCAGGUUUAUAUAUUUUUUUUUGUUGGGUUGAAAAAUAGGUUACAACCCACUUCUACUUUUUAAAUGAUUAUAAAGAUAGAAUAUUUGACGUCUGUAGAUGUCAAUGAUAGGGGGUGACUUGUGAAUAUUUGAUAUCUGAGUCUUAUGAGAUUUUAGUUAUUAAUAUAACAUAUAGGAUAGAUAAGUAAGAUUUUUUUUUUAAAUAGUUAAAAAAGAGAGCAACUGACAAUGCAACCCUAAAAUAGAGGGUUAGGUUGGGUUGGAAUUAUGAACUAUAUUCAGAGUUGCUUGAAUAACCAACUCAAGAUAUAUUCAAAGUUGCUUGAAUAACCAACUCAAGAUAUAUUCAAAGUUGCUUGAAUAACCAACUCAAGAUAUAUUCAAAGUUGCUUGAAUAACCAACUCAAGAUAUAUUCAAAGUUGCUUGAAUAACCAACUCAAGAUAUAUUCAAAGUUGCUUGAAUAACCAACUCAAGAUAUAUUCAAAGUUGCUUGAAUAACCAACUCAAGAUAUAUUCAAAGUUGCUUGAAUAACCAACUCAAGAUAUAUUCAAAGUUGCUUGAAUAACCAACUCAAGAUAUAUUCAAAGUUGCUUGAAUAACCAACUCAAGAUAUAUUCAAAGUUGCUUGAAUAACCAACUCACGAUGCAACCAGGAAAUAGAGGGUUACAUUGGGUUGGAAUUAUGAAUUCUAUUCAGAGUUGAAUAACCAACUCACAAUGCAACCCAAAAAUAGAGGGUAACCAACUCACAAUGCAACCCGAAAAUAGAGGGUUAGGUUGGGUUGGAAUUAUAAACUCUAUUCCAGUUGCUUAAAUAACCAACUCACAAUGCAACUCGAAAAUAGAAGGUUGGGUUGGGUUGGGUUGGAAUUAUGAACUCUAUUCGAGUUGCUUAAAUAACCAAUUCAAAAUUUUAAGUUUCAAAAAAUUUUCCCAAAUCUUCGAUGGUUUCGCUUUCCUACACUAGUAGUUCAACCUUUCUAAUGUAGGCUCGUAGGUCUAACCAACCUCAAGUUUAUAGUAGUCUCUUUUGCCCCUUCGCUACUACAAAAGCUAAUAGAAAGUAGACCUCUACCUAUUACUUCAUAUGUAGGGCUAGCUGAGCUUUAUUUUAAAGCGAUAGAUAAACAAGACUCAAUCACACAUGAACAGAUUCUUGGGUGGAAUCUCGUUCGCAACAGAUUCUUGGGUGGAAUCUCGUUCGCACAACUCACCCCUCGAUACUCUUCACCUAUCAAUUCAUCCCCAAUAGUAUACUAGUUUAACCCAAGAACCAGGAGAAUAAAUAGGAGAAUACUUUAUUGGGUUAGAUACAUGUAAAUCUUAGGGGAAAAAAAAGAAAGAAAAAAGGGACCACAUGAAAGGGGAAGAAGAAGCAGGCACGCUUCUGAUGUCAUGAAUAAGGCAAGGUAUUACACGACAAAAUCAGCUUUUUGAUAUUUAUAUUUUAUAGUUGACAACGCCCACUUUUUUGGCCGUUCAGAACUGUGGUUGUGUUUCAUUUAAAUCCAGAGUUAAAUAAUUUAAAAAGUGAUAAAUGUUAGUAUAUCUUAGUAUGCGGUAAAAUUAUAUAUAGUAAAUUGAAUCAUAUAUAUCCUGUAAAUAGAGUUUUGAAUUAUAUAUAGUAAAUUGAAUCAUAUAUAUACUCGUAGAUAGAGUUUUGAAUUAUAUAUAGCAAAUUGACUCAUAUAUAUCCUCGUAGUAGAUAGAGUUUUGAAUUAUAUAUAGUAAAUUGAAUCAUAUAUAUCCUCGUAGAUAGAGUUUUGAGAAUGUACUUUCUAUUAUGUAUAUUUUCUCUUCUACAUUCUUAUACAUACUCAUCAAUAUAAAUUUGUGUUCAUCUGGAUCGAGUGUGUGGAUAGUUUGAUGUUAACGGUAAGAAAUAGGAAUACACAAAAUAAAUGGAGAUGGGGAGAGGCGUUGGGGAAAGGGUAGCAUUUACAGCCACAUCCUGUGCAAUCCCCUUCGCCCAACAUCACUGUUAUUCAACUAUUUCUCUCUCUUAUUAAUGAGUUUAGGGUGAGUAUUCAUAAGCAGGGCAAGCAAGCAUAGCCAUCCUUUCCUUCCAAAAAAAAACUUUUAUAAUUUAUUCUUAUGCAUUACGUCUCUGUUUUCUCUCUCUCUCUCUACAUAUUAAUUGAUUGGGAUUGCAAUCUAACCACCCCACCCUUCCCUUCUCGUGUCUUCCCCCUUCAAAGUCUUCCCCUUCCCACUUAUACAUUUAAGACAUAUAUAUAUAUAUAUACUCGUUCACAAUGGACCAUAUUCUGUUCAUAAUAUUAGGAACAUUCUGAACAUCUAUCUAUUAGGUUCUAUCGAGGCAUUGGAUCUUCCUAUGUCCAUGUCAUAUGAUUUAUGGACUAUGUAUUGGAUAACAGGUGUAUGAUCUAACUUUCGACCCACUAUAUCCAUGCUGUUUGAAACUGUCCUUGAAAAAUCUAUUUCGAGUAUGAACUUAGGUCUAAUUCCUGUUUAAAUGAGGAAUGUGGGAAGAAACUAAGAGAGAUUUGUUUCUUUAGCUAAAUGGGGUUGGGAAUAGAGAUUAUAUACCUCGACCCCUUCCCUGCCCAAAUUCUCGUCUAUUCUGCUCACUUUAUAACGUGUGUUAUGAAAUAUUAUGUUGCUAAAAUUUGAGUUUUUGUAAAUUUUAUUAAAUAUUAUAUUAUGUUUUUUUUUAAUCAAAUGUUAUACAGUAAACUCUGCUCCUGUUUAUACAGUAAUAAAUGAAAUUUUUUGCAAGGAUGGGGACGGAGAAGGCUUUUCCGUUCCCGUCUCGCCUUAUGGACAUCUCUAUUUUCACUAGGAUUAGAUGAUUAUUUAGUCCUCGAGGUUUCGAAACAAGGAAAGAUUCACAUGUGUAUGUAUAAUUGUAUUAUAAAUAAAAACUAUAUUAUAAAAUUAAUAGUAAAUUGAGUAUAUUUGACUCAAACCCAUAAUAAAGCCAAUUAAAUUCUUUUAUGGGUUUGUUUUUUUAAUUUAAUAUGUAAAGAUAGAAUUCAUAAUUUUAGGAGAGGGCUAAAUUGAAAAUUUUGUAAAAGAUUAGGGACUAUUGUGUAAUUAUGUAAUAUUUAUGUUAUACAUAUAUAAAAGGCAAUAUUUGGGGCUUUCAGAGAAAAGUGUUGGCUUUUCGUAUCUGCCGAGUAAAGACUUUAUGCCGUCCAAUGAAAUGAUCCAAACCCAAAUUCAGAGAUGAGCGGCGCCACCGCCACCCGUCUUGUUCCCCAUCCCCUUCUCCUUCUCCAGUCCAUCCGCCGCCGCCGCCGCCGCCGCCAUUAAACCCCUUCUCAUGGUCACCGCCGCUGCUCCCACCCCCAAGCGCAGUAAACUGGCUCUCCACCCUCAACACCACCACAACCGCCCCUCUCCGCCGCUUCUCCCGGGCCUCCCUGAUGACGUGGCACAACUCUGCCUCUCCCAUCUUCCUCCUUCCCUCCUCUUCUCCGUCUGCCGGUCAUGGCGGCGCCUCCUUUACUCCCCUUCUUUUCCUCCGUUCUUCUCCCUCUACGCCCUUCUCUCCUCCUCCCCUGAUUCCAUCGAUUUCUUCAACUUCGAUCCAAUCUCUUCCAAAUGGACCUCUCUCCCUCCCCAUCCUAAUCCCCCCUCUCUACAGCUCUUGAUCCACCACCCCUCUUUCCUCUCCCGCCACCUCCCCGUUCAGUCCCUCGCCGUCUCCGGCCACCUCCUCCUCUUAGCCGCCACCACCCACAACCUCCUCCCCGCCCUUCCUCGCCCUCUCCUCUUUUCCCCUCUUUCAAAUUCCUGGCGUCUCGCCCCUCCUCUCCCCACCCCUCGCCGCUGGUGCGCUGCCGGCUCUCUCCGCGGCUCUGUCUACGUCGCCAGUGGAAUCGGCUCCUUCUUCUCCACUGAUGUCGCUCGAUCCGUCGAGAGAUGGGAUUUGAAACCAAUGGACGGUGGCGCGUGGGAGAAGGUGAGUGGGCUUAAGGAUGGGAGAUUUAGCAGAGACGCCACUGAUGCUGUUGGGUGGAGGGGGAAGCUCUGUAUGGUGAAUGUGAAAGGGGAUGCGCGGAAAGAAGGGUUGGUUUAUGAUUUGGAAAGGGAUGAGUGGGAGGAGAUGUCGGAGGGGAUGAUCGGAGGUUGGAGAGGGCCGGUGGCGACCAUGGAGGAGGAAGAGAUGUAUGUGGUGGAUGAAGUCACCGGAAGUCUGAGAAGGUAUGAUCCGGAAAGGGAUUUCUGGGAAGAGGUAACGGAGUCAAAUCGGCUGAAAGGGGCGGUUCAGAUGGCGGCCGGCGGCGGCAGAGUAUGCGUGGUGUGCAGCGGAAGUAGAAGGGAAAUCGUGGUGGUGGAUGUGGUAGCGUCGCCACCGCGGCUGUGGGUUGAGGCGACGCCGCCGGGGAUGGAGGUGGUCGCCGUCCACGUGCUGCCCAGAAUGAGUGCCCCAAAGUCAUGAUCGUCCGUCGGUAACAGCCAGAAAGGGAUUUUUUUUUUUGCGUGUUGUUUAAUAAAUUGAUUGAAAAAUAAUAUCGAUAAUUUAAUUAAUUGAUGUUUUUGUCUUUGGAAAGGAAAGGAAAGGAAAGGAAAAGUGGAGAUUUGUCGGUUUAGAGAAGAGCAUUUGCUAUCCACUCUUCAAUGCAUCAACUCCCGAUUAGGGAAUAUUAAUUUUACUGUUUCUUUUUUCUUAUUUUGAAAAUCAUUAUUCUAAUUACAAAACCAAUCUUGGAUGAUUUAUUUUA